CAGACUAUUUCCUCUCUCUCUCUCUCUCCCUCUAGGUGUAUUCAUUUCUGCGGGAAGGAGGAAAGGAAGAAGCGGAAGAAUGCCGGGCCCCGAUUACAAAGGCGACAAGGAAUUCUGCAAGGAGUUUUUGAGAAAUUUCGUUGACGCUAAUGGAGAACGCAAGUACAUGAACAUCCUGCAAGAUGUUGCUAAUCGAACACUGCGUGUCAUUGAAAUUGAACUGGAUGACCUUGAUACGUUCAAGGAUUCUGAAGAACUUCUUCAGCGUGUCCGGACAAAUACACGCAGAUAUAUUAUUAUUUUUGCAGAAGCUGUGGAUGAACUUCUGCCAGAACCAACAGUACCUUAUCCAGGGGAUGAUGAUGUUGAUAUAUUAAUGACUCAAAGGUUGGAAGAAGACACAGAAAAUAUGGACAACACAGACCCAUUUAGGAAAAUGCCUCCUGAGAUAAAGCGUCUCUUUGAGGUGUCCAUAAAGCCCUUCUCUAAGGAGAAGGCAUUUACUAUACGGGAGGUUAAUUCCUCAUAUAUUGGUCAACUAGUAAAGGUAUCUGGCCUUGUAACACGUUGCUCAAAUGUGAAACCUUUGAUGCAAGUUGCUGUCUAUACUUGUGAGGAAUGUGGCUUUGAAAUUUAUCAGGAGGUCACUGCUAGAGUUUACAUGCCACUAUUUGAAUGUCCAUCUAACCAGUGCAAAACAAACAAGGCAAAGGGUAAUUUAAUCCUUCAGCUGAGAGCUUCGAAGUUCAUGAAGUUUCAAGAGGCAAAAAUCCAAGAGUUAUCUCAACAUGUUCCAAAAGGCUGUCUGCCACGAUCUUUGACUAUUCAUAUAAGAGGAGAACUAACUAGAAAGGUUGGGCCUGGUGAUGUGGUCGAAAUCUCUGGAAUUUUUCUCCCUAUUUCUUAUACAGGGUUCAGGGCAAUGAAAGCGGGCUUGUUGGCAGACACAUUCUUGGAAGCAAUGUCCAUUACUCAUUCUAAGAAAAGAUAUGAGGAAUAUGAGCUAGGGGAAGAUGAAGAUGAGCAGAUUCGUUGUCUGCAAGAAGAAGGUGAUAUUUAUAAUAAGUUGGCACGAUCUUUGGCUCCAGAAAUAUUUGGUCAUGAAGAUGUAAAGAAAGCUUUACUUCUUCAGCUUGUUGGUGCCCCUGAUAAGACUCUUAAAGAUGGGAUGAAGAUCAGAGGCGACUUGCAUAUUUGUUUGAUGGGAGAUCCUGGUGUUGCCAAGAGUCAACUUUUAAAGCACAUAAUAAAAAUAGCUCCAAGAGGCAUAUAUACCACUGGAAAAGGAAGCAGUGGAGUUGGUUUGACAGCUGCAGUUCAAAGGGACCCUGUCACUGGUGAAAUGGUGCUUGAAGGAGGUGCUUUGGUGCUAGCAGACAAGGGUAUUUGCGGUAUUGAUGAAUUUGACAAGAUGGACGAAUCAGAUAGAACUGCAAUUCAUGAAGUUAUGGAGCAGCAGACUGUUAGUAUUGCUAAGGCCGGGAUAACAACAUCUCUGAAUGCUCGUACUGCUGUUCUUGCAGCUGCAAAUCCUGCAUGGGGACGAUAUGAUCUUCGCAGAACUCCAGCGGAAAAUAUAAAUCUUCCACCUGCCUUACUCUCAAGGUUCGAUCUGUUGUGGCUAAUUUUGGAUCGAGCUGAUAUGGAUAGUGAUCUUGAAAUGGCAAGGCAUGUCACCUACGUGCAUCAGCAUCAGCGACCGCCUUCUCUUGGGUUUAACCCAAUUGAACCAUCUUUACUUAGAGCUUUUAUCGCAAGGGCAAGGAAAGAGAACCCCAGUGUCCCUGAUGACCUUACAGAAUACAUGGCCAGCGUUUAUGCCAGCAUGAGGCAAGAUGAGGCAAAAACCAGCACUCCUCACUCUUAUACAACAGUCAGAACACUUCUUAGUAUCCUUCGGCUGGCAAUGGCACUUGCAAGGCUCCGGCCAUCGAAGUUUGUCGCUCAAAGUGAUGUUGAUGAGGCCUUGAGGUUGAUGAGAAUGUCGAAGUUCUCACUUUAUUCAGAUGAAAGGAGGAGGUCAGGUUUAGAUGCCAUCUCUGACAUCUAUUCGAUCAUUAGGGACGAAGCUGCAAGGAUGAACGCCAUGGAUGUCAGAUAUGCUCAUGCACUUAACUGGAUCUCAAGAAAGGGCUACAGUGAAGCUCAGCUGAAAGAAUGCUUAGAAGAGUAUGCAUCACUUAACGUGUGGCAGAUUCAUCCUCGGACAUUCGAUGUCCGGUUCAUUGACGCAUUUUAGAUUGUAUUCGUUCCUUGUAUAUUACAAAAGAGCAGCAUCACCGCAUGCACUAAUUAAAUCUCUUUGCCUGUGGUUUCUUCUAAUUUUCCUUCAAGAAAAGGAUUUUUUUCAGUUUUUUGGGGGAUUGGAAAGGCGGGGACAGGUUAAUGCCUACUAGAUUAUGCUAAGGGAGAAACUUGCAGUUGGUAUUAGGGAUGAUUCAUGGUAGAAUGGUGGGAAGAAUGAUGUUCCUGCUGCAUUAAGUUAUUUUACGAUGUACUUUGAUUUCA
Messenger RNA from Nymphaea colorata (pocket water lily), 2508 nucleotides. RefSeq names its product DNA replication licensing factor MCM7. The record is from RefSeq and is a predicted model, not a curated record. Gene Ontology annotation, molecular function: single-stranded DNA binding; ATP binding; single-stranded DNA helicase activity. The transcript has 15 exons. Lineage: Eukaryota; Viridiplantae; Streptophyta; Magnoliopsida; Nymphaeales; Nymphaeaceae. Gene Ontology annotation, biological process: double-strand break repair via break-induced replication; DNA strand elongation involved in DNA replication; DNA replication initiation. The coding region runs from base 80 to 2239 and encodes 719 amino acids. Gene Ontology annotation, cellular component: nucleus; MCM complex.